UGUCUUUUGUCUCUACAUGCACCACCACCUUCCUCUCUUCUGCCUCUUUAGAAAACCUUAUCAUGUAUAUAUAAUAUAUGUUUCAUUCAUCCAUCCAUAGCAUACACAUAAAUUGCUAUAGCUCCAAGAUCUCCUCUAAGACGCUUCUUUGAGAUUCUUUUCAUUUCAUUAAUUGAUAUACAAACCAUGGAGAAGAGUUUCUUGUCUGAAUACAAACGAUCUUCUUCUCUCACUUUCCUUGCUCUCUUCAACCUGUUCCUGAUCAAAUUUGGCAGAUGGGUUUCUACUACUCGCAUCUUUUUAUUCAGAUUAUUUCCUCUUCUUCAACACCAACAACGUGUUUCACACAAACACGAGAGUUUGACCAAACAAGGCAUAGAAGAAGAAGAAGAAUAUGAUGAUCUCUGUAGAGCAGAUAUAGAAAUGGUUAUGAGAACCUUAGGACUUUCUCCCGACCAAGAAAGUGACAAGCUUCAAGAACGCUACAGUUCCAAGGAGAUUUCAAGUUUGUUCGAAAGUAACGAAGCGAGCUUGGAGGAAGUGAAGCAAGCUUUUGAUGUGUUCGAUGAAAACAGAGACGGCUUCAUCGACGCUACAGAGUUGCAGAGAGUUUUGACUAACUUAGGAUUUAAAGAAGGAUAUUUCCUAGGGAAUUGCUCGGCUAUGCUCAGAUCAGUACAUGAAAACAAAGAUGGAAGGAUCGAUUUUAACGGAUUUGUGAAAUUCAUGGAGAAUAAUAGCUUAUGAUAAGUCAUAUGAUUAAUCUAUUCUUUUGUUCCCUUAAAAAUAUCUUUGCUUUUUAGUUCUUAUGUUUUUCUUUAACUUCCUCGGAUGAAUUUUUAUGCUAAAACUCUCAUCGUAUGUCAAAUAUUAUUCAAACUUUCAUGAUAUCGUAGGGACCUUUUAGUAAUUUCAGAGCUUCCAA
This is a messenger RNA of Brassica napus (rape), 925 nucleotides long. Its product is annotated as probable calcium-binding protein CML45. Gene Ontology annotation, molecular function: calcium ion binding. The coding region runs from base 187 to 747 and encodes 186 amino acids. The transcript has a single exon. The record is from RefSeq and is a predicted model, not a curated record. Lineage: Eukaryota; Viridiplantae; Streptophyta; Magnoliopsida; Brassicales; Brassicaceae.